AUGGUUGGAAUUGAAUUUCAAGUAAUUUUUCAAAAACCACCAGUUUUAUGGGUAAUUAGAAAACAAAAUAGAACAGAUGAAGUUCAUACUAGCCCUAUUGCUACAUAUUACAUUUUGAACAAUAAUAUUUAUCAGGCACCUGAUUUAUAUUCAGUCAUAGGGAGUCGUAUACUGACAAGUUUACAUCAUUUACAUAUUGCCUUUAAUACUGCUCACCAAGAAGUAGAAUUUCAUCCAGCAACAGGGUAUACAUGGAAAGGGGAAGCCGAUUCUAAUUCUGCAUUGCGUAGAAGUAAAAUUCAAGACCCAAAAGAAUUAAUAGAAUUUCAUAGUUCCAUCGAAAGAACUAUUAAUAAUGUUACGAUGAAAAUGCAUCAGCAAUUAUCUCAGGCUAUUAUUCAAACUGAAGAAGAUAAUACAUUAGCUAUUAAUGAAUUAAACGAUUUGUUAAUUAGUGGUACUCCUGGUGAAAUGAGCGAUCAGUCACCUAGCCAGUCUUCAUCACAACCUAUGGUUAUAGAUCAAAUGGGAAAAAGAAGGAAAAAAAGCGAAGAUUCUGGAAAAAAGAAAAAGAAGAAACAAUCUGGUUAA
Funneliformis mosseae is the source of this 591-nucleotide messenger RNA. NCBI's taxonomy places the organism in Eukaryota, Fungi, Glomeromycota, Glomeromycetes, Glomerales, Glomeraceae. The record is from the annotation of a GenBank genome assembly.